AGCAUCACUUCAUCCCAGCAUCACCUGCCAUCGUUUGCUUAAGGGUUUAUUGAAGAAGAACGUGCGGCUGACAGUUUAUCUGAUGUGCAGCGAUCAGUUCCUCCCGGAAUUCUGAGGCGUUUUGAUCGCAUCGGACGUAGGUAGCAACGUGAAGUGUUACACCCACAUGGGCAGCGUCCUGGCUUUGACCUGUGGUCCGGGCCAUCAGAACUGGCCUUUCUCCACGGACCCCCCUCCUCCUCGCUGGGACACACAUCCUGCUCACUGGGACAGUCCACCGCGCUGGGAAAAGAGAGAUGGCCGCCUGCCCAACCCAGGCAGCUUUCACUCUCUCCAUAGGAGCUGCAAAGAUGUUUUUCCUCAACAAAUUGAAGGCGUUAAGAUGAUCAUCAAUAAAACUCUGAGCAGCUUCUUCAAGGCCAGUCACACUCUGCAUCUCAGUGCUGUUAGUCCUUCGCACUAUCGGUUCCACGUGGAGCAUCUGCAGUCUGAUGAUUACAGCAAAGACAAGGAUGCCCCAGCACUGAUCGGUGAGGUGGACUCUUCAGGUAGCCUGAACGCUCACGCUCUCGUGCAUCUCACUGAGCGCGUACGAGCCAGGUCCGUCUUCCAGACUCAGCAGUCCCAAUUUGUAACGUGGCAGUUUGAGACCGAGUACAGAGGGAAUGACUUCACUGCCGCUGUGACAGUAGCUAACCCGGACGUCCUCAGAGAGUCAGUUAUCCUUGUGGCACACUUCCUGCAGAGUGUGUCUUCUGGGCUGGUGUUAGGAGGAGAGCUGGUCUACCAUCGCGGCAGAUCGGAGGAAGGAGGAAUUCUCACUUUGGCUGGACAGUACUCUAGACCAAACUGGGUGGCGACACUGAAUGCGGGAAAAGGAGGUGCCCAUGCCAGCUACUAUCACAGAGCUAACAAACAGAUCCAAGUGGGAGUGGAGUUUGAAGCCAGUACCAGGACACAAGAGACCACAGCCUCGUUUGGGUAUCAGAUGGAACUCCCAGAGGCCAACAUGGUGUUUCGAGGUAUGAUAAACAGUCGGUGUAUAAUAGGAGGCGUGUUGGAGAAGCGCCUGACUCCGCUCCCUGCCACCUUGAUCAUGGGUGCCUUUGUAAAUCACAGAGGUGACAAGCUGCAAGUGGGGCUUGGCGUCAAUGUGGGAUAAUCCUCCACUAACCCCUGCUGUUCAUACAGCCCAACAUGGGGAGGACCGUCCAGGGACCAGUUCGAGAGGCUUCUCAAUAACCCAACCUUUCAAAUUUGAUCUGCUUCGGUAAAACACUUGGAACCAGCAGAGUAUUGUGGAUUGUUUUUAGACCGUUGAAGCCCAAAAUGUUUCCAUAAAACGAUGCAUCUAAUCUUGCAACCUACCUCUUGAAUGGUGAUGAUGUUCUCUGAUCGCGACAAGAGGAUUACACUGGAUUAACAUUUGAGAGGCUCCACAUAGUGACUUGAGAUGCGUUUUCAUCUCUCCCUGAAACCAGACUGGACACCACCCUCUGGACAAUGGAAUAGAGACAUUCUUUACUUUCAACUGAAAAUAAAAUAAAAUUUUAUACUGUAGCUAGACAUAAAGAAAAUAUAUGUUUAAAGAUUGCAUUCAAAGCUAUGUAUGGUUUUAUGUCUAAGACCAUUAACUAUGGUUUGUGUAUACCCGACCUGGAUGUUAACAAUUUUCUCCAGCAAAUUAUUGUGGUAUGUAAGAGCAAUACAUAAUCUUCCCCAUCAUCCAUGCGUUCGAUUCUGUGCAAUUGCCAAUCUUCCAUCUCCACCAGGGUAUAAAAGUGUGUGAGUGCUCCCCACAGGAGCAAAUGGACCGUUGUGCUGCGCGUAAUGUUAGCCCCAGGU
Platichthys flesus (European flounder) is the source of this 1845-nucleotide messenger RNA. RefSeq lists its product as uncharacterized. Gene Ontology annotation, cellular component: mitochondrial outer membrane; mitochondrial outer membrane translocase complex. The coding region runs from base 167 to 1162 and encodes 331 amino acids. The transcript has 10 exons. Gene Ontology annotation, molecular function: transmembrane protein transporter activity. NCBI's taxonomy places the organism in Eukaryota, Metazoa, Chordata, Actinopteri, Pleuronectiformes, Pleuronectidae. Gene Ontology annotation, biological process: protein import into mitochondrial matrix. The record is from RefSeq and is a predicted model, not a curated record.